Molecule: messenger RNA, 2551 nt
Organism: Xenopus laevis (African clawed frog)
Lineage: Eukaryota; Metazoa; Chordata; Amphibia; Anura; Pipidae
Gene: gk.S
Product: glycerol kinase S homeolog
Biological process (GO): glycerol metabolic process; glycerol-3-phosphate metabolic process; glycerol catabolic process
Cellular component (GO): mitochondrion; cytoplasm; mitochondrial outer membrane
Molecular function (GO): kinase activity; phosphotransferase activity, alcohol group as acceptor; glycerol kinase activity
Source: RefSeq, marked provisional
GGUAACAGUGUGCUGCUGACAGUAUGGCCGCGUCCAACAGAGUUAUUCUGGGACCUCUGGUGGGAGCCAUUGACCAAGGAACGAGUUCGACACGAUUUCUGGUUUUUAAUGCAAAAACAGCAGAACUGCUAAGCCACCAUCAAGUAGAAAUCAAACAAAAGUUUCCAAAAGAAGGAUGGGUAGAGCAAGAUCCAAAGGAAAUUUUACGGUCUGUUUAUGAAUGUGUAGAGAAGACGUGUGAGAAGCUGACCCAACUAAACAUUGACAUCACAAAUAUCAAAGCAAUUGGAGUCAGUAACCAAAGGGAAACAACUGUGGUGUGGGACAAGACAACAGGAGAGCCUCUGUACAAUGCUAUUGUUUGGCUAGAUUUGAGAACACAAUCAACUGUAGAACGACUUUUAAAAAGAAUUCCAGGCAAAAAUAAGAAUUUUUUCAAGAGUCGGACUGGUCUUCCACUUAGCACUUACUUCAGUGCAGUGAAAAUUCGAUGGCUUCUAGACAAUGUGGAAGAGAUUAGACAUGCUGUUUCAGAGGGAAGAGCAAUGUUUGGAACAGUUGAUUCCUGGAUCAUUUGGAGUCUUACUGGUGCAAAGAAUGGAGGGGUGCAUUGUACAGAUGUGACCAAUGCCAGCAGAACAAUGCUGUUUAAUAUUCAUACAUUGGAAUGGGACACAGAGCUCUGCCAGUUUUUUGAUAUACCUAUGGAAUUAUUGCCAAAAGUGAGAAGUUCAUCAGAGAUCUACGGUCUUAUGAAAAUCUGUCCUAGCCUGAAGUCUGGAGCUUUGACUGGAGUUCCAAUAUCUGGGUGUUUAGGAGACCAGUCAGCUGCUUUAGUAGGACAAAUGUGUUUCCAAGAUGGACAAGCUAAAAAUACAUAUGGUACAGGCUGCUUUUUGCUGUGCAACACAGGCUCAAAGCCUGUGCUCUCUGACCAUGGCCUUUUGACAACUGUUGCUUACAAGCUAGGAAGGGAUACACCUGCAUGUUAUGCCCUCGAGGGUUCAGUUGCCAUAGCAGGAGCAGUAGUACGCUGGUUGAGAGACAAUCUUGGAAUUGUGAAGACUACUGAGGAAGUAGAAAAACUCGCUGCUGAAGUUGGGACGUCAUAUGGCUGCUACUUUGUUCCUGCAUUUUCAGGUUUAUACGCUCCCUAUUGGGAGCCGAGUGCCAGAGGUAUCAUCUGUGGCCUCACCCAGUUUACAAACAGAAACCAUAUUGCAUUUGCUGCUCUUGAAGCUGUGUGUUUCCAGACUAGAGAGAUUCUGGAUGCUAUGAACCAAGAUUGUGGCAUUCCUCUCAAUCAACUUCAGGUUGAUGGGGGUAUGACAAGCAACAAAAUCCUAAUGCAGUUGCAGGCUGAUAUACUGUGCAUUCCAGUAGUGAAACCAUCCAUGCCUGAAACAACUGCACUGGGUGCUGCUAUGGCUGCAGGCGCUGCUGAAGGUGUUGGCGUCUGGAGCCUAAAUCCUGGAGAUUUAACUGCUGUAACAUGUGAACGGUUUGAACCACAAAUCAACCCAGAAGAAAGUGAAUUUCGAUAUGCUAGAUGGAAAAAGGCAGUGUUGAAAUCAAUGGACUGGGAAUCAGCAGAGCCUACCUCCAAUGGAAAUGGUGACUGUAGUAUCUUCUGUAGUCUUCCUCUGGGGCUUUAUAUAGUGAGUAGCAUGGUAUUAUUAAUCGGAGCAAAGUACAUCUCAGGUCUUAAUAAAUAACCAUUCAUGGACGUCUGCUCUUUUUCGGCCACUGGUUUUAUUGAAUUCUUAUGUUGCCCAUAAGAAGAUAUAAAUUACUGCUGUGAACUGCUUCAUGACAGAUGGAAAAUGACGUGCAAGGGUAGAAUGACGGAAACCCGCCAUUUAAUUACACUGCUUCUCUGUCCAGUAAUCGGUGAGAAGGACAAUUCCUGUGCAACACUUGUCGCCAUGUUUGUGAACUGGAUGCUGCAACCAAUCUCUCUGCUGGUCAUAUGUUCCUGAAUCAUCCUUAACUAUGGGAAGGAAGAGGUUUUAAAUAAGUAGAUUGCUCAUUCAUGUCUUAAAAGGACUGACUUGCACUUUGGAGAUUAUAAAUCUCCUCAGAAUUAUUCAGUUACAUUUUUCAGAAAUGUAUUGAUAAAACAUGUACAGGGGUUUUUGAAGGUUUUUUUUCUUUUCAAUUUUAAAUGAAUGCACAUUUUGUUUAUAGUGAAAUCAAUUCUAACUUAAUUUUUUUUAAAUGCAAAGGGUAAAUAAUGAAAUUAAUUUUAUUUAAAGAAAGUCACCAUUUUUGUUGCGGUUCUUUUGCAUGCACCAUUUCUACUAUGCUCUGUGCUUACUGUUGUCUGUAGUCUUGUUAUUGGAGCGCCCAAUAGAAUUAGCACAGUGUUUCACCAAAAUAAUCUAUAAUACAAAUGAUCACAACCACUGGUUUUCUAAAGGAAUUCAAAGAAAUAUGUUUUUCAUACCUUGUUGCAGUCAUUCUUCACAAAUUCUCAAGGCUUUUUUCAAGUCCUUUUUAUUUCCUUUGUGGUAAUCAUGCAGAAAUCUUCUAUUAAAAAAAAUUUGGGGCA